This is a messenger RNA of Gaeumannomyces tritici R3-111a-1, 339 nucleotides long. RefSeq lists its product as hypothetical. Bases 1 to 339 code for a protein of 112 amino acids. The transcript is spliced from 3 exons. Lineage: Eukaryota; Fungi; Ascomycota; Sordariomycetes; Magnaporthales; Magnaporthaceae. The record is from RefSeq and is a predicted model, not a curated record.
AUGCGUAAACCCCCUGCGGUCCAGGCAAAAUUUUGCGGACGGGUUGAAGAUCCCGGCGCCGUGGUAUGGAUGGGCUCUCCAACCCCCAGCAAGUCGAUGCAAGCGAGAUUUGAGUUGGUGGCUAUAAGCCUGCGGGGCCGUGCUAUCGCCACUGAGGCAGCCAGCAGCCUGGCCCGACAAGUCGAGACUCCAGUCGAGACGCCAACUGGGCGUUACUCCGUAGGCGACGGACGCGUACCACACGGUGGCGGGUCGCGACAAGAAUUGCCUCCGGCAGCACCGCUCCAGGGUGGGCUCCGAGAUACCUCGUCCCCAGAGGUCGGUAUCAGGUGGACCUAG